This is a messenger RNA of Macrobrachium nipponense, 5599 nucleotides long. RefSeq names its product gastrula zinc finger protein XlCGF57.1-like. Gene Ontology annotation, molecular function: RNA polymerase II cis-regulatory region sequence-specific DNA binding; DNA-binding transcription factor activity. The transcript has 2 exons. Gene Ontology annotation, biological process: regulation of transcription by RNA polymerase II. The record is from RefSeq and is a predicted model, not a curated record. NCBI's taxonomy places the organism in Eukaryota, Metazoa, Arthropoda, Malacostraca, Decapoda, Palaemonidae. The coding region runs from base 221 to 2212 and encodes 663 amino acids.
UAACAGUGAAUUAUUGUAUGCGUAUUUAACAAAUUUAAACAACAAGUAAAUUUUUUUUAGAAUAUUAGAUUCAUACAUCAGUAGUGAAAUCUGGUUGUAGUCCUUCAAGGUACUUAAUUUUUAACAGAUUUAUUCAGUAAUUAUUUGUAAACAAUUCUGUGUUAAGAGUUGUGAAUUGAACACAUUGUCAUUACAGAACAGGACAGGACAUAAGGCUAAAAUGAAUCCAGAACAUCCUUUAGAAUUUCCUUUGAAAAGUGAAACUGAAGGUGUAUUAUCACUACCUUCCAUAAAUCAAGAAAAUAGCAACUUGGCUGCCUUUAGUGGAACCAGUGAUGGAGACUUUUUGUCUCUGGAUUCAUUGAUGGACAUCAAAAUAGAGCCAGAGGAAUUCUGUGAGUCUAAUGAAGAUGAUGAAUAUUCAUAUGAAAUGAAUUCAAUAGUGAAUGAAAAACAUCCACAAACUUGUAAAAAGGAAGUAAAACAAGAAAGAAGGAUCUGUGACAAUGGAGAGAAGCCUUUCAUAUCCACUGACUGUGAGAAAACAUUUUACAAGAAAAUUAAUCUUACAAAUGAUAUCACAAAUCCUACCAGAGAGAAAUUCAUAUGCAAUGAUUGUGGGAAAGCAUUUUCCUUGAAACGUAUUCUUAGAGCUCAUAUGAGAAUCCAUACGGGAGAGAGGCCAUUCCUGUGCAAGGAAUGUGGGAAAGCAUUUCUCAGGAAAGUUAGUCUUACAAUCCAUAUGAGAAUCCACACUGGAGAGAAGCCAUUCAUUUGCAAAGAAUGUGGGAAAGCAUUUUCCUGCAAACAAAGUCUUACACUUCAUAUGAGAAUCCACACCGGAGAGAAGCCAUAUAUGUGCAAGGAAUGUGAUAAAGCAUUUUCCCAGAAAUCAAGUCUUACAGUACAUAUGAAAUUGCAUACAAGAGAGAAGCAAUUCAUGUGCAAGGAAUGUGGGAAAGCAUAUUCCCACAAACCAUAUCUUACAAAUCAUAUGAGAAUCCAUACCGGAGAGAAGCCAUUCAUCUGCAAGGAAUGUGGGGAAGCAUUUUCCCGUAGACCAUAUCUUACAAGUCAUAUGAGAAUCCAUACCGGAGAGAAGCCAUUCAUCUGCAAGGAAUGUGGGGAAGCAUUUUCCCACAAACCAUAUCUUACAAGUCAUAUGAGAACCCACACUGGAGAGAAUCCAUUUAUGUGCAAGGAAUGUGGGGAAGCAUUUUCCAACAAACCAUAUCUUACAAGUCAUAUGAGAAUCCACACUGGAGAGAAGCAGUUCAUGUGUAAGGAAUGUGGGAAAGCAUUUUCCCAGAAAUCAAGUCUUACAGUUCAUAUGAGGGGGCAUACCGGAGAGAAGCCAUAUAUGUGCAAGGAAUGUGAUAAAGCAUUUUCCCAGAAAUCAAGUCUUACAGAACAUAUGAAAUUGCAUACUGGAGAGAAGCAAUUCAUGUGCGAGGAAUGUGGGAAAGCAUUUUCCCGCAAAUCACAUCUUACAAGUCAUAUGACAAUCCAUACUGGAGAGAAGCCAUUCAUCUGCAAGGAAUGUGGGAAAGCAUUUUCCCACAAACCAUAUCUUACAAGUCAUAUGAGAGUCCAUACCGGAGAGAAGCCAUUCAUCUGCAAGGAAUGUGGGGAAGCAUUUUCCCACAAACCAUAUCUUACAAGUCAUAUGAGAAUCCACACUGGAGAGAAUCCAUUCAUGUGCAAGGAAUGUGGGAAGGCAUUUUCCCGCACAUCAUAUCUUACAAGUCAUAUGAAAAUCAUCCACACUGAAGAGAAGCAGUUCAUGUGCAAGGAAUGUGGGAAAACAUUUUCUUGGAAAUCAAGUCUUACAAGUCAUAUGAAGUUGCAUACCGGAGAGAAGCCAUAUAUGUGCAAGGAAUGUGGGAAAGCAUUUUCCAAGAAAUCAAAUCUUACAGUUCAUAUAAGGUUGCAUACCGGACAGAAGCCAUAUAUGUGCCUGGAAUGUGGGAAAUCAUUUUCAUGGAAACCAGAUCUUACAAUUCAUAUGAGGUUGCAUACUGGAGAGAAGCCAUAUAUGUGCAAGGAAUGUGGGAAAGCAUUUUCCCGCAAACUAAGUCUUACACUUCAUAUAAGAGCACAUACUGGAGAGAAGCAAUUCAUUUGCAAGGAAUGUGGGAAAGCAUUUUCCCAGAAAUCAAAUCUUACAACUCAUAUCAGGUUGCAUACUAGAGAGGAAGAAGAAACAACAUGAUAAAAUAAACCAGUUAAGGGCAGAGAUCUCUCAAAUGACCAAUUAUAUGAGAGAUCAAAAUCACUCACAAAAUCUGCUGAAGAAAAUAUGGAAGAUAAAGAAAAAAUACAGAAUAGGGGAUGAACAAAUGAGUGGAAAAUCUGCAGAACACUAUGCCAAUAUAAAGGCCCUAGCUUCACAAAUAGGAAACAAACAACAGGAGACAAAAGUAAUACAGAUAAAUGGGCAGUUUUGUGAAAAUCCAAAGAUUGUGUAUAAGAAGAUUACGAAAGAAACAGUGGAGGUACGAACACCACCGAGCAAGGAAAACCUAGAGAGAUUUUGGAAGCCACUGUUUGAAGACCCUAGACAACAAAACCAAGGGAAUUCAUGAAUUGACACAAUUAGGCAGAAGAACAGCAAGAAACAGCAAAUGCCACCAGUAAAAUUCACCAUAGAAAAAGUAACAAAGAACACCUAGAUCAAGGGAAAUAUAUGGAAAAAGAACAAAAGGGAUGUAUAAGAAAAAAACUAGGCACUAAAGAUCAAUUGCUAAUAAACAAAACAAUAUUAGAAGAUUGUAAGACAAGGCAAAUGUAGAAGAUUGUAAGAAAAGACAAAUGAAUCUUAAUGUGGCUUGGAAAGAUUACAAGAAGGCAUUUGACACCGUGCCGUGCACCUGGAUAUUCAGAUGUAUGGAAUUAGACAUCAAUGAGGAAAUAAGAUCUUUCUUGACAGCACAGAUGAGUAAGUGGAAGACCACCCUCUGUCUAAAACACUCUGAGGGCCAGAUAGUAAUUCCAGACAUAAAAAUCCAAAGAGGAAUAUUCCAGGGUUACAGCCUCUCACCACUUCUCUUCUGCUUGACCAUAGAUCCGCCUAGUAAAAUCCUUAACAUUAACACUGGCUAUGACCUAAGCAAGAGCAGAAGCAGAAAAGAGAAUAAAAGACUGAACCACCUGCUCUUGAUGGAUGACCUGAAGUUGUUUGCAGACUCAGAAGAAAAAUUGGAAGAACAAGUUAGGACAGUCCACCAAUUCUCAAAUGACACCUGCAUGGAAUUUGGGUUGGACAAGUGUGCCAAGAGUACAAAAGGAAGAGAGUAACACCAGAGGGCAUAAAGAUAGAGGAAGGCAUGUUUGUUGAAGACCAGGCGGAGCAGUCUGCACAUAAGUACUUGGGAAUAGAAGAAAACACUAGUAUAGAACACAAGAAAGUGAGAGAAAAGAUAAACAAAGAAUACAUCAGCCACUUAAAGAAUUAACACCAAAGAACAAGAUCACUGCCAUAAACCAGCUUGCGAUACCAUUGGUGAAAUAUGGUUUUGGCACUGUAGACUGGCCACAAGGUGAGUUAGACAGGAUAUUAAAACCACUAAGAUUCUCACCCUGCAUAACGUGACAUACAGACACCAGUGUAUGGACAGAAUAUAUAUCCCACGCAGAGAAGGUGGAUUAGGCCUGACUGAGAUUAACCAGGCCUACAGAGCACCAAUAGUAAGUAUAGGGCAGUACUUGAAAAGCUCUGAGGACGAAAACAUCAAAAAGGUUGCCAUACACCAUAAUGGAGCCCUGAGCCAACUUACAUAAGUAACAAAACUGGCCAAGAACUUUGCAGGAGAUCUGAUAGAAGACACAGAGGGUGCUGAACAGACUCCACCAACAACAAUAGCUAGGAAGACCAGGCAGAAAUACAGUCACAGAGAGGAGAGACUUCGAAUGGAAAGGUGGAAAGACAAUGGAAGAGCAGGAAGAUUUUAAGAAUUGGUAAAAAGUUUCAUAGACAACAAAGAGUCACUCGGAUAAGAAAUGGAGAUCUAGGUUAUGAUGGCGAGAGACUGAUAAUAGGAGCCCAAGACCAAGGCCUCCUGACAAAUGGCUUCAAGAAAAUGCCAGGCAUAUCAGCAAAUCACCAGUGUAGGUUUUGUCAUGCAGUGGUUGAGAAUGUUAGUCAUCUGAUAUCAGCAUGCAAGACCCUGCUUGCAGAUGGUCACUACACAGCCCACCACAACAAGAUCUGUAAAUAUAUAUUGGAAAAUAUGUAAAGAAUACAGAAUUGAAGUGAAAGAAAAAGUGUGGGAGCAUGAACCAGAUCCAAUCACCUCCAAUAGGGCUGUUAUCAUCUUUUAUGACAAGGAAUUUCCAACCGGAAGAUAUAUAGAAGGUGGUGCUACGAGACCUGAUAUUGUGAUCUGGAACAAGGAGGAAUAAACAGCAAAGAUUAUAGAUGUGACAGUACCCAGUGACUUUGGCCUCAAUAGAGCUGAAAGGCACAAAAUAACAAAAUAUGAAGACCUGAAGAAUGACCUGAAAAGCACAUGGGAACUGUAGGAAAUAGAAAAAAAAAUACCUUUGGUGGUAGGAGCAACAAGACUUAUAAAGAAAAAUCUGAGAAAAUAUCUUGAGGGUACAUGAAGUUGCCCACUAUAAAUGAAGUACAGAUUGCUGCCCUCAAAGCAAUGGUAAACACCAAGAAACGAGCCCUUAGGUAUAAGUGUAGUGGAAUAUAGAGGUGCAACCAUAGACCCCAGGAUGAGGCCCAUUGCACCUCUGAUAUAAACUGAAAAUUAAGGAUAACAUAAGCCAGAGAGAAACAACAUAGUUGCUCUAUAUGUCAAAGAAGUUUUUCUCAACCAAGCCCUCUCAAAAGACACGAGAAUUCACACUAGACAGAAACUGUUUACUUGAUCUCUGUCCAAGUAGUUUUUAUUACAUGAUUUUAUUUAACUUUACUCCUGCAUCUGUUUUGAAUGAAGUUGUCUCAAAAGGUGUGUGAAAACUCAUGCUAGAAAGAAGUCAUAUCCUGUAUCUGCACUUGGUUUCCAAGAGUUCUUUUUUCAUUAGGUUUUUUCAUUGGGUUCAUCUUAGAAUGAAUGUGUUAACUCAAAAGAAAGACGAUGUUGAAACAGUUUUUCUCUUGUAGAUUCAUAACAUAUGUGAGCACUCAUGGAGGAUAGAUAUUGUUCUUUUACACUGCAUGUUGUACUUUUGUCUUGUAUUCUGCAAAUCACAGUCAUUGGUUCUGAAUGCUAGACUGUUUUUCAGGUGUCAAAAUGCACAAGCAGUCACUCAUCAGAGAGGAUGUUCAGUUGCACUGACAGAUUUGUUACUGUUUUGCACCCCAAAAAGAGAAGGAGGGUCUCACUGAAAAUGCAUAUGAAGGCUCUUCAUUUGCAGUGUCUUUAUAGAAGUCAAGGCUGAGCCAAAGCAUUUUGGCCAGAGUGAAUUUGAUGCAAAAUGUUUGUGUAACUUUUAUGCAAAGGUAAAGUAAAUGACUUUUAGUUUUUUUAUUACAAUUGUUCUCAAUGAACACUACAGUGCAAGGUUAAGAAACUUUCCUUUGCCCUCUCCACGUUUCUUGUUCCUGUGUAUUUUUUGUAUGAUUUCCAAAUAAAGAAUUAAUAAUGUC